AUGGUUAUCUCAGACAGUAUUUCACCUACCAUUUCUACAGAUAUGGAUCUCGUAAACCAUAUCUCGGAUCAACUCGAUCAGCAUGAGUGUCUAGCUCAAGCUCCACACCAAGGCACCUAUUUCCCUCAGAUAAAAUGCCAUGUAUUUCAUCUCAUAAAAAGUCUACUUUUUUUAAAGACAUUUUCCAAAAGGUUUGGAGAAAGAGAAUGUAAGCCUGACCAAGCAUCUCGAGAAAUAUUGACAGUAAAAAUUCAAAGUUCCUUUUGUGAGAGGAAGUUCGGAAGCAAUUAUGAUGUCAAAAAACAUAUGAAUAUUUUCAAGACGUCCCCAAGAGACUCUGCUGUAGCCAAUAGCUUUAAUUUAUACUUUAUCUGUCCAUAUGAAUCUCUUUUUAUUUACUAA
Molecule: messenger RNA, 402 nt
Organism: Phycomyces blakesleeanus NRRL 1555(-)
Lineage: Eukaryota; Fungi; Mucoromycota; Mucoromycetes; Mucorales; Phycomycetaceae
Exons: 4
Coding region: 1-402 (133 amino acids)
Source: RefSeq, a predicted model, not a curated record